Parus major (Great Tit) is the source of this 1344-nucleotide messenger RNA. RefSeq lists its product as uncharacterized. Lineage: Eukaryota; Metazoa; Chordata; Aves; Passeriformes; Paridae. The transcript has 2 exons. Gene Ontology annotation, biological process: virion assembly. The coding region runs from base 353 to 1330 and encodes 325 amino acids. The record is from RefSeq and is a predicted model, not a curated record.
CUCACACCACCUCCAACUCCACCUAUAGUGCAUCAUCCUCCUCCUCUACCAUUAACAUCUUACCCCACGCUGCCUCAAGCUCCUCUGGUACCCUCAUCUGUAUCCUCAUACCCAAUAUUAGAACCCACUUCUUCUUUAUACAGAGCUUCUAAUUUCCCUGUUGUCUCCACCGUGACAUUGAUACCCUCUUUAAGAUUACCAAUGGAGAUUUCAACCCUAACUCCUCCACCAGUGCCCCCUCCUAACAUCCUUGCAGUUCCAUCAGGAUCUCCAAAUACCCAAUCGACUGAUUCUCAAUCAAUUAACUCAAACAUCCCUGUAUCCCUCCCAGUCUCUGAUAAACAGAGUUGGGAUGAGGAAGGGACAUAGAUAUAAUACAAGAUUCCAGGCAAAAAGGAAUGAGAACAGAAGUGGAAUAUCAGAAAGGUUGUUCCCAUUGCGGGAAGUACCCAUGGGGGGUGCAAGAGGGAGUACAGGGUUUGUAAAUGCCCCUCUAACCGCCUCGGAGGUACGAAACUUUAAGAAAGAGAUGAAAGCCUUAUUGGAAGAUCCAACUGGAAUCUCUAAUCAGUUGGAUCAAUUCCUAGGUCCCAGCGUGUAUACCUGGGAAGAAUUGAAUUCAAUAUUGAAUAUAUUGUUUCCACCAGAAGAGAAUCAAUUGAUUAGAGCUGCCGCAAUGAGAAUAUGGGAGAGGGAAAAUCGAAUUGGCCCCAGAGGGGAGGAGAAAGUUCCAAAUCAGGAUCCCAGCUGGAAUCCUAAUGAGGAAGAGGGAGGAAGAAAUAUGAGGGACUACAGAACAUUAAUAAUUAGAGGUAUAAGGGAGGUGGUACCAAGAGCUAAUAAUGCAAACUUAGCCUUCGAUAGCCACCAGGAAAAGGAGGAAACACCUAGUGCGUGGCUAGAAAGGUUAAGAAGAAACUUUCAGUUAUACUUGAGUGUUGAUCCAGAGAGCCCAGAAGGACAGGUUCUAGUAAAAAUACAAUUUGUGACCAAGGCGUGGGUGGAUAUAAGAAGGAAAUUAGAAAAAUUGGAUGAUUGGCAGGAAAAGGGGUUGAAUGAACUGUUGAGAGAAGCACAUAAAGUUUAUUUAAGGAGGGAAGAGGAGAAAACAAAAGCGAAAGCAAAAAUAAUGAUAGCGGUGGCCAAAGAGAGCAUGGGGGGAGAAAAAGGAGCAGCCAAAAGAGAUGACAGAAGAGAAUUGAAGAGGUCCCGGGGUGCCCAGGGAUGGGGAUCUGCCCCUCCCAGGCUGAUUCUGUCACCUCCCUUCCCCCAUCAUCACCAGCUCGGGGCUGCUCGAGGGAUCCACGGGGCCUGUGCCACUGCUCCCUGAUGGGCCUGUGGCAC